AUGGUAUGCAGCAGAUAUUCACUUCUGGUCUUCGUGGCCGCCGGCGUUUGGUUUCUUCCAGGCUGCGCGGCUGCAUCAACAGGCUCCUCCGCGGAGAUAAACAGACAUCAGGGCAUACACGUGUUAUACUCUAGCGGAGUGGAAGAAGCAACAUGCGCCGACGAGAACACGGGAAUUACAGUAGAGGUCGCGGCUGACGAAACUGAAGCAACGUUCAAAUGUGGCGAUACUGUUACUGCUCUAUACCCGGCAGAUUGUAACGGCGACGUAUGCCCCAACACGGAAUUAGCACGUAGAGGGGAUCAGAAAGUACAACGGAUUUGUGAAGACGCCGAAUGCGGAAAAAUAAAGGCUUUAAACGAUGUUUUCCCCGGUGCAACGAGAGACGAUAGUACUGGUGAGCACGUGCACGUCCUGAAGUUCCCCAAGGAGGAUCGGCCACAGAAAGACGCGUGGUAUCACUGCAAAAGCGCGGAGGGGGCCACCACUUGCAAAGUUAAAAUCAGCGUUGCAGCGGCUCUCAAGGACCCGCUGGAAGACUACAUAUGCUCCGAGGAGAAUACAGAUGUCGCAAUAGAGGUCGGGGCCGAGGAAGAAGAAGCAAGGUUUAAAUGCAGUGGUGCUAACACUGAGCUAGAUCCGAAAGAUUGUACCAGAGGAUCUUGCUCAAGUGUGGUGGCAUCGCGAGAUGGCGAUGGUCAACAGUUACAAAUGGUUUAUGAUGACGAGUCUUGCGUAACACCGAAGCCUUUAACCGAGAUCGUCCCAUCUGCCACGAGGCACGACGAUGCUGUUAAUCAUGUUUACAAGCUAACAUUUCCCAAGGACAACAGGGCGGAGCAGAACCUGUGGUACCAGUGCAAACCUGCAGAUCGCAGCACGACUUGCAAAGUAAAAAUCAGUGUCCACGAAGCUCCACCAGAGCCACCCUCUUCAACUGCCGAAAACAAAUGCGAAAACGGCGGAGAGGUACUGAAUUUGACUGCGUCACCAAGCUCGCCACUCACAUUCGUCUGCCCGGAAUCACUUCCUCUGAAACCUGGCGAGAUGAACGUUUACGACAACACCGAUGCUCAAUGCAAGGAGGAGGUGGAACUAUCCAGUCUCGUAGAUGCGAGACUGGUUGGAGUAAAGCAGAAGGCUACACUUGUAACAGGGGACACAGUGUAUACGCUAACUGUUAACAAGCUGCCGCCGAAGACGGCAUUGCUCUGCUAUAGGUGUGCCGCGACGGAGAGAUAUUUGAAGUCCUUGAGACAGUCGGCAGACGGUGUUGACGAGAAUGAUUGCUUGGUUAAAGUCAUGGUAGGAGCAGACCCUACAGCGACAACUACUCCCGUGACGCAGACUGAGACUCAGUCGAUUCCAACGACGUCCUCGACCCUGUCUUUGGGAAGCAAUAUGGUCCUGUAUCGUAACCUGCUAAUUGUGAGUCUCUUGGCGGGCGCGACACACAGGUUAUAG
Toxoplasma gondii ME49 is the source of this 1464-nucleotide messenger RNA. It is a transcript of the gene SRS26I, whose product is annotated as SAG-related sequence SRS26I. The record is from RefSeq and is a predicted model, not a curated record. Gene Ontology annotation, cellular component: membrane. The coding region runs from base 1 to 1464 and encodes 487 amino acids. The transcript has a single exon. Lineage: Eukaryota; Apicomplexa; Conoidasida; Eucoccidiorida; Sarcocystidae.